Messenger RNA from Dracunculus medinensis (Guinea worm), 585 nucleotides. NCBI's taxonomy places the organism in Eukaryota, Metazoa, Nematoda, Chromadorea, Rhabditida, Dracunculidae. The record is from the annotation of a GenBank genome assembly.
CUGUUACCUAACUAUUGUAUUUUGGAUAUGAUUUUUGUUAUGGAUUUCUCUGGUGGUACACUUGAUAAACAUAAUGCAUAUAUAAAUAUUUCAUCGGCAAUCAUAGAAUCGUUGUCUCUUAGUCGAUCGACUAUUCAGGUGGGCAUGGUGCGAUAUUCAGGACCAGGUCGUGCAGAUACAGUUUUUCAUUUAAAUAAACAUAAUUCGACGAAAGAGGCCAUACUCGAUAUGAAAAGAGCGGAUCAUAUGGGUGGUGUAACUUAUACAGGCCAAGCUAUUCAGUAUAGUAUAAAAGAGUUCAACGAAGAAUAUGGCGGAAGAAAGCAGUCGAAAAAAAUUAUUAUUAUAUUUACUGAUGGUUAUUCACAGGAUCCUUCGUUGGCAGCUGAAAAUGCCACAAAGUUAGGUAUUGAAAUACAUGCCGUUGCCAUCGAUGAUGAACUAAUAAAGAGCCACCAAAAAUUACAAUCACAAAAAUUUCGUAUUAUCUUAUUUUUUCUCGGUCGUUCUAUUCUAAUCAUCCAUCUUUAUCCAACUCUUCAUAAUUAUUCCAUGAAUACAUGUCUUUUUAGCAUUUCUUUUUAA